Molecule: messenger RNA, 3128 nt
Organism: Mizuhopecten yessoensis (Yesso scallop)
Lineage: Eukaryota; Metazoa; Mollusca; Bivalvia; Pectinida; Pectinidae
Exons: 2
Coding region: 225-1583 (452 amino acids)
Source: RefSeq, a predicted model, not a curated record
CCAAAAUGCGUAGCCUUAACAACACAUAUACCAGCGGUAGUUAAUAGUUACAGCGCUGCGCAGACUUCGGUUACAUCUAUUUACCUGUGUAACAGUAAGGUCUAUGGUGUGUGCAGGUGCAACCAGGUGUAUCCAGUAUACAUGUGUAGACGGAGCAAACAAAAGCUCCAGACAGUUGAUGAGAAGAUACAGCACCUACGGUAAAUAGCAAAACGAAACCAGUAAUGCCGUCUGUUGGCGAUGUGGUCGAUAUUCUCUCCAAGAUUGGGGAGUACUUACAGCGAAUAAAUGUACAUAUCAAGGACAAAAUUGAGAUUGCCAUAACUAACUUCAGAAAUGUGAACGGGUCAGUAAAUAUUCAAAAAUUGGAGGAAAUUUAUUCCUUUUUGACAAAACUAUAUGGAUAUCUGCCGCAGUUUACAAGUGGCGAUCCCGUCCAGCUACUGAAGGGCUUGGUGGGGAUAGUGGCUACUGUCUCCGCCUUCACAGGUUGGGGGGGACCAGUUGUCCCCGUCAUCUGUGGAGUGUUAACUGUAAUCUUUUCCUCUUUUGGGGGUAAGGUUAUCACCAUAGGAGAGGUCGUCGAAAGUCAAAUCCGCCGAACAUUUUGUGGACAUAGCUAUGAAACACUGCUACAGGAGGCUCAGGACCUCCACCUCAAGUAUCAGCUGGCAUAUGACUUCCUUAACCCAAAAAGUGACAAAAGAGAAUUUUCGGAGCAUGACAUAACAAACAUGAAUAUUCAAAUGAAUGUUUUUCAAGGUGCCACGUUUCUUCGCAAGCUUGGGGACCUGAUCAAAGAGCUGGCUAAGGAGCAUAAAGAGAAUGACUCUAACAAAAAGUCUGAGAAAGCCAAUAAAGCUAUGCAAUUUAUUGAAUUAUACAUCAAGCUUGCAUCACUGCGUGACAUGAUUCUGUGGCACUUCUUUACAAUCACCAACUCUACAAGUCACAGUCAACAUCUGGCCGGAUGUGUACAAAGAGUGAUCUGCUCCUUUGAUGAACGAGACAGGGAAGCUCUCGGUAUGUUUCUCAAACCCACAGAAGAAUACGUCUACAUUGUGUCAUACGUCAGGGAAGAGAUAUAUGAGCUAUUCAUGAAGUUUCUUGAGCAGAAAAAGCUCUUGCCGGAUCAGAGCCGGUUGACACAUGGACAAUUUGGACUGUAUUCAGCUAAAUGGCCCCAUUGGCAUGCUAUAAGAAGGAGAACGCAUGCGUCAACCUUUCAAAUAGGAGAUUUAAGGUUCUUAUGCGGUUCCAAAAGCGCAUCACGGCCCGAAUCGUUGUUUUGCUUUAAAAGAAUUCGCGGGAGUAAAAACUAUUUCCACAUAAUUCAGAGAGAAAGGUAUGGAGAGUUAGUGUGUAUGACGAAAGGCUCCGACCGAUGGGUUAUGUCUCUAAAAGGAGCUCCAACAGCUCCUGAGUGUACGUGGAAAGUUAUCCAAAUGGAAAACGGAAACUAUGUGUUUGCUCCGCUUGCCUUUCCUGAUUAUUUCAUGGGUAUGACCAAACUGUUGGAUGGAAGUAUUGGCGGAUUCCUCGGAGGUUAUGAUGAACAGUGUCACUGGAUACUGAUCGACUGAGAUUGAGUUUCCGUUUUGGUUUGGUAUACAAUGGCGUGACCUUGCAUGUAAAUUGUGUACAAAGCUUUCGAAGUAACAUUAACAAGUAUUUUUUAUAGGUAUCAGCUUAGGUGAUUGGUCAUGGCCUUUUUACCUAAGACCAAUUAAAUAGCGAGCCGCAUGCCUUCAAUUUUAUCAUGACAUAUUCUAGGGGUGAAGAGAGUGAAGAUGAACGUAAACCCUAGAAUAUCGAGGAUGGUCUGCUAGCUAAUAUUUAAACACAUUCGACAAAUGAAACCAGUCCUACGACCUGCCUAUUUACGAGGUUUUUCGAAGAGCGUUGGUAUGUUGGAAAAUAAAAGACGCUCGCACAUGGCUUAUUGAACAAUAACCAAAGUAGUUACCAACGUGUCGUUACAUCGCAGACGUUUUAGAAUUAACGAUAACUGAGGGUUUAGUUGAUACUUGUAUAUACUGGUGAAUGAUAAGAAUGAUAAAGCAGGCUUUCUGAGGUGGCUUCGGAAUGUAUUUUAUACAUUGUAAAUAUGCCUCAUUGUGUCAAUGUCAGAAAUAAUUAAUUUAGUGGUAAUAAAUAUCAACACUCAUUCUCGAUCCAAGAUAUCAGGUUUUGUCCUUCAUCAGCGAUUGAAUUGUGUUCUUCACCAUAUGUGACAUCUGUAUUAUAAAACAGAAAGAUAGCACACUUUAUGAACGGCCAAGACCGAAAGCUUAGAUCAAGAGUGACUGUUAAUAUAUAUGAUAUUAAGUUUCCUGUUGAAAAAUUUAGUCAUCUAAGAGUAGUUUUGUACAUAAUAAUUUUAUGUCAACCUCACUCACUACUUUAUGCGUAUAAUGUUUUGACAACCUCACACAAUACUUAUGUGUAUUAUUUCUAUGACAACCUCACUCACUACUUUAUGUGUAUAAUGUUUUGACAACCUCACACAAUACGUAUGUGUAUUACUUCUAUGACAACCUCACACACUACUUUAUGUGUAUCAUUUUUAUGAUAAGCUCACACACUACUUUAUGUGUAUCAUUUUUAAUGUAAGCUCACACACUACUUUUGUGUAUCAUUUUUAUGAUAAGCUCACACACUACUUACGUGUAUCAUUUCUAUGACAACCUCACACACUACUUUAUGUGUAUCCUUUUUAUGAUAAGCUCACACACUACUUAUGUGUAUCAUUUAUAUGAUAAGCUCACACACUACUUACGUGUAUCAUUUCUAUGACAACCUCACGCACUACUUUAAGUGUAUCAUUUUUAUGAUAAGCUCACACACUACUUAUAUGUAUCAUUUUUAUGAUAAGCUCACACACUACUUUAUGUGUAUCAUUUUUAUGAUAAGCUCACAAAUUACUUUAUGUGUAUCAUUUUUAUGAUAAGCUCACACACUUCUUAUGUGUAUCAUGUUUAUGAUAAGCUCACACACUACUUAUUUGUAUUAUUUCUAUGACAACCUCACACACGACUUUAUGUGUAUCAUUUUUAUAUUAUAAGCUCACACACUACUUUAUGUGUAUCAUUUUUAUGAUAAGCUCACACCCUACUUAUGUGUAUCAU